AUGCCCCACGGCUGCCAGAUCACGUUCACGCCGCGCGACUCGGGCGCCGUACGCACGCUGGCGCCUUCUACGCCAACGACACCAUCUAAGUCUGGCUUCGACAGCGCUCUCAGGCCGACUGCUUCGACUUCUUCCCUCUCUUCUCAUCUGGGCUCAUCAUCCCAUCGACAACCGGACGAAAGCGGCGAGCAAGACUCGCUUGUGACUUCCACCUCCGUAGCGGAGGCCGACAUAGAGGAGAUUGAGGCGUCUUCUGACUCUACAUCGCCCAUGCCUACGGCGCAAGGCAUCGCGUCGCCGCCGUAUAUGACACAGCGGAUACCGGCGGAUGAGGACUACCAUCGCCACGCGGGAACCCGACAUCGCAAAAAUGCAGGAUUAGGCUUCCAGGACAGCCAGGUGCAUGUGAGGAGAGGCUCGGACGACAUGUCUACGGAUGAUAUGCAGCCGCACAGCUGCCCUCCCACGAGCAGGCCGCGUAACUUCGCGCCGACCACACCUUUGCAUGGGAACUACAAGGACCAUCGCAGUCGACCUGUGUCCGCGACGUUGCCCCUGCAGUCGACCAACCGCGAGAAUGUGUACGCCAGCGCCAGCGCCAGCCCCAAAGCGUACUCAGGCAGCCCGGGCGGGAAGCGGCAGUAUACUCGGCCAGCGAGCCUCGCCACAAUCCGCUACUCAAGCGCCGAAUCGGUCGCGCGCUCGCAGCUUGGCUCUCCCUACAUCCAAAUCACCCCUCCCGCCGAUCGCAGCAGCCAGUUCUCCGUCGCAUCCUCCUCGCCCAAAACCAUCCUGUUCUACCACAAGCACGAUCCGUACUAUGGCUUCACGAACUUCUCCGAUCAUCCGGUGAUCUUCGAGGGCAAGACAUAUCCAACGAGCGAGCACCUCUUCCAGGCGUCGAAGUUCCUCGAAUACCGCCCACUGCUUGCGGAGCAUAUCCGCAAGGUGUCGCGCAGGCCGGCCGUCGCGUUCUCUGAGGCGCGUCGCUUCCAGCCUGAAGUCCGGCCAGAUUGGCUGCAGGUCAACAUACAAAUGAUGGACCGAGCCAUCUACCACAAGUUCAAGCAGCACCAUGAUCUUUAUGAAGAACUUUUAUCAACUGGCGACGCAGAGCUCAUUGAGGACUCCGACAAGGAUGCCUUCUGGGGCGUCGGCGCCGACCGCAAGGGCCGCAACGAGCUCGGCAAGGCCCUCAUGCGCUUGCGCGACAGACUCCGGAGGGAGGAGGAAGAGGAAGCUAGGGCGAUUGCUGAGGCCGCCAAGGCAAGUCCGCCGCCCUCUCCCAGAACGGGCGGUUUGAACAACUUAUAG
Molecule: messenger RNA, 1314 nt
Organism: Schizophyllum commune H4-8
Lineage: Eukaryota; Fungi; Basidiomycota; Agaricomycetes; Agaricales; Schizophyllaceae
Product: DUF1768-domain-containing protein
Exons: 4
Coding region: 1-1314 (437 amino acids)
Source: RefSeq, a predicted model, not a curated record